This is a messenger RNA of Paracoccidioides lutzii Pb01, 4146 nucleotides long. Its product is annotated as MAP kinase kinase kinase wis4. Bases 1 to 4146 code for a protein of 1381 amino acids. The transcript has 2 exons. Gene Ontology annotation, biological process: protein phosphorylation; stress-activated MAPK cascade. Gene Ontology annotation, molecular function: ATP binding; MAP kinase kinase kinase activity. The record is from RefSeq and is a predicted model, not a curated record. Gene Ontology annotation, cellular component: cytoplasm.
AUGGAUCACCCGGACUCUUCUUCUGUCCUGGACACCACGGGCAGGCCAAGGUCCAAUACCGGUUACUUUACCCCUCACCCGCCCUAUCUCCUCUCCUCAGACGGCGAGCAUUCAGACCUGUGCCCACACCCAGAGGAGAACCAACCACCACCAGAAACCCCGCUGGCGCCCAAUUCUCCCUUCUCCCCCGUCCCAGUGGCUCCCACGCAAUCAUCCUUUCCGUCAUGGCCUUCCUCUUCCACGCGUCCACGGGGUAGUAGCGGUGCUGGUGCAUCCUUGGCCGGCUUCGACCAACCCCUUCCCCCAGACAUGGCUGACUUGAGACCCCAGCGACCCUCCGGGCCAGCCAGGACUCCCUCCAACACCUAUGCGCCUCCCCGCAAGCCUCCCCAAUUUACCUCAGUCCACUCCAGCGUCCAGAUACCGUCCGUUACCAAACGCCCCCAACGACGAGAUCCCGAUGCUAGAUAUCGUGCCCAGGAGAGAGCAUAUGUUCAACGAGUGCGUCAGGGGCACAAUGGAUGGCUCAACUUUGAGUCUCAGAUCCCGGGCCCGGGCUUUGGAGCUGACUCUGAGCCAGAGGAAGAAUCUCCUUCAUCAGAGUCACAGUUCGACACUGACCCUUUCGACCCAGACACCCACCUCAUCUUAGAAGAUGAUGAUGCCCAACCUACACUGGAGGAGCUACAAGAUCCGAAAAACAAAGAAAGGCUUGAAUGGUAUUCCAUGCUAGCAUCGGUGCUCAAGGGCGAUGUCAUCAGACAGGAGAAGCAAAGGUUGAUUGGGACAAUGGAGCAAAAGAGUCGCGAGGUGUGGAAUACGGAAAUUUUCCUCGGAGCCAAAGCUGCCAGAUUUGGAAGACCUAUCUCUCUACAGAAGAAAUUUGUCGAGUAUCAAAUAAGCAACCUUGGCCCCAUCAUCGAAGACAUCAUUUCCUUUGAGAUCAAAGGCGAAACACAAGUUGGGAAACCCCCGCUGAAGCAGGUUGAGGAUAUCGUGGAGAAAAUCGAACAGUGCGAGAGUCUAUACCCUAGCCGGCGUAUUCUACAAGCGGAACACCCCCGUGCUGCGUCGGAAGAAUUCCAAGAGAGCUGUGACGCUGUCAUCGCCUGGCAUAACACGACAUUGUCGAUUAACACUGAACUCGCUAUCCUAAAAAGGUGGGUGGGGAAUGAAGAGUUGGAUUUCGCGAAGCCCAUGACUAUGGCCUCCUAUGCAGCGGACUUAUCGGACGAAGGCUCAUUUCUCGAUCGUAUCAUGAAGGAAGACGGGCUCAAAACACUUCAAAGCACUGAGAAUGUAUAUGAUCAUGAUAAGAAAAAAGAACCCUCUAUCCUGGAUGGUAUUGGCGGUGUGAUCAAAAAAGCCAAAAGUACUUUAAUUGAGAACGCGGAAGCGUUUGCAAAACGGCAUCUACCGCCGUACAUUGAGGAACUGUUGACACUCAUAAACUUCCCUUCGCGCCUUAUCCAAGAGGUCAUCCGACUUCGUCUUUCCUACGCCAGGAAGAUGAAGGAUCCGGGCUUGCAAUCUCCUAUCUUAGUUGAUCAAAUGAUUUCCCAAUUCCAAAUCCUGCUGAAGGUUGCUGUAGACAUCAAACAACGCUACCUUAUCAUCUCUAAUCCUGAACCCGGUUGGGACCUCCCCCCUUGUGUUGACGAGAACUUUGACAAUGUUGUUGUCGGCGGCCUGAAAUACUAUUUCAAAUUAUUGAAUUGGAAGCUCAGUGCCAAUAAAAAUACUUUUAAAGAGGCGGAGAUACUGGAAGGGGAGUGGGAGUUUUCUAAUGAUAUUGGCCGACAACUCGAGAAUGGUGACAUCGAAGUAGCUGAACAGUUCAGCACUUUAACCGCCAAAUCCUUGCAACGAUUGAUGAUCCACUUCGAGCGGGAAUUGUCUUGUCGACCGGGCGAAGACGCUGUUGAGACAGAGAAACGCUAUAAACAAAUUUUUGACUCAGUACGGGUUCGUCAGCGAAAACUUUUCCGGUUUUCACGUCUCUUGCGCCAGCGGUUCGAAAAUGCAACCGAAUUUAACCUGCGGCAGGAUAUGGUGGACACGUUAUCAGAGGCUCUCCUGGCCUCUGGCCAUUUCAUGGUGAUCUCACACGAUUCGGUGGGCCAGAGAGGAGUUCGUCUCAUUGCGUCGCCUUCACUAUACGGCCGACCUAAAGAUAUACAAUCUAUCCUGGGCACGUCGUUCCGUGCUGAGGAUUUACCCGAGGAUCCGUCUAAUCCUUACGUUCUCGUCCUCCUCCCCGAAAAGCCUCUAGAAUGGAAUGGCAAAAGGAUGGAGGUGGACCUUUUGGAACAGCCCACGGAUGUUAGAUUGGGCAAAUUACGAUUAGUCGCGGACGGAUCUCAACAACGGCUUCAGAAUGCACGCCACGCAUUAACUAGACUAACAGGUCUACAGUUGGAUAUUACUGUCGAACAGCGUGCCAACCUAGGUCGUGUCAAUGUUGAACUGAACAAGAUUAAGAAGACAGCUUACAAACUCUCAACCGGAAUCAUCGACAGCGUCGAAAUUGUCAGACGACAAAGCAAAAAUGCAGCCAAUCACGAACUCAUCCAAUCUUGCUUUGCGUUUGCUACUGAAUUUGGCAAACGUUCGCUCAUGUAUAUGGAUGCCAACCGACGUUCGAUGAACCAUACCAAGCUUGUUAAGCUGGCUCUCGAUUGGGUCUCUUUUAUUUGCGAUGACUGCGAUGCUGCCGAUCGCAAGACCUUCAAGUGGGCUGUAGCGGCGCUCGAAUUUGCUAUGAUAGUAACGCAUGGCCAAAGCGUUCUCGCUAUAAGUAACGAAGAUUACAGUCGCCUACGGGUUAAAGUUGCUGGGUGCAUGUCACUUUUAAUUUCUCACUUCGAUAUCAUGGGAGCAAGAUCGUCGUUAGCGGCGCAAGCUGAACAACAACACACUGACCCCUCUGGACAAAGGUUCAGAAAACUGGACCUGAGUCGGAUCAUGGAUGAUGCACAGGCAUCACGAGAGGUACAAGAAAGGCGGGAGGCCCUUUUCGCAGAGAUCGACCAGACAAGAAUCGAGGCUGAUGCCAAGAGGCAAGCUUUGGGUAAAGUUCUGGAAGGUGCCAAUGAAGCAGAUCGGUCCGUUACUGUGCUGUCUUCGUCAGCAACGAAUGUGACAUUGCGAUGGCAGCAAGGCCAGUUUAUUGGCGGAGGGACAUCUGGCUCAGUUUACGCUGCCAUUGAUCUGGAUACCAGUUAUCUGAUGGCGGUGAAGGAAAUACGCCUCCAAGAGCCCUCUGUUAUUCCUGGUGCUGCACAGCAGAUCCGCGACGAGAUGGGUGUUCUUGAAGUUCUUGAUCAUCCCAACAUUAUUUCAUACUACGGCAUCGAGGUGCAUCGAGAUAAGGUCUAUAUUUUCAUGGAAUAUUGUUCUGGUGGAUCUCUUGCAACUCUGCUAGAGCAUGGCCGAAUUGAAGACGAGAUGGUUAUCAUGGUAUACACACUCCAGAUGCUUGAGGGGCUGGCCUACUUACACCAGGCUGGAAUUGUCCAUCGCGAUAUCAAACCUGCAAAUAUCUUGCUUGAUCAUAACGGAGUCAUUAAGUACGUAGAUUUCGGUGCGGCAAUGGUCAUCGCGCGCCAGGGCAAAACCUUGGCUGCCAUGGAUCAUUAUUCAUCGAAUGCAAAAGAUGGAAGGGGCCCGGCGAAGGAUGCACUUGGACAGAAGAGAAACCAAAAAUCUGUGACUGGCACUCCGAUGUAUAUGUCCCCAGAACUUGUCAGGGGAGAAGUAGGCCACACCUCCGGCCGCCACGGCUGCAUGGACAUAUGGUCUCUUGGCUGUGUAAUCCUCGAAAUGGCCACAGGCCACCGCCCCUGGGCAGGUGUGGACAACGAGUGGGCAAUCAUGUACAAGAUUGCACAGGGCAGUCAACCACAACUCCCUACGCCGGAUCAACUUAGCCCUAUAGGCAUCGAUUUCAUCAAGCGAUGCUUUGAGAUAGACCCCGUUAAACGACCGAGUGCGACUGAACUUCUACAGCAUGAGUGGAUUGUCAGCAUUCGACAACAGGUCGUUGCGGAGCCUCAAACUCCUAGUAGCGAAGGGGGCAGCGUCAGUGGCGGCAGUCUACCGCCGAGUACUGGAAGCUCUCGGCAGAAUUCAACCAAUGCGCUUUGA